This is a messenger RNA of Notothenia coriiceps (black rockcod), 2867 nucleotides long. RefSeq names its product nucleosome-remodeling factor subunit BPTF-like. The record is from RefSeq and is a predicted model, not a curated record. Gene Ontology annotation, cellular component: NURF complex. Gene Ontology annotation, biological process: regulation of transcription by RNA polymerase II. The transcript has 6 exons. Lineage: Eukaryota; Metazoa; Chordata; Actinopteri; Perciformes; Nototheniidae. Gene Ontology annotation, molecular function: RNA polymerase II cis-regulatory region sequence-specific DNA binding. Bases 1 to 2739 code for a protein of 912 amino acids.
AUGUUUCUCUUAUCCACAGGUGUCGUGCAGCAGAAGGUCCUGGGCAUCUUCCCCUCUGGACCCCCUGCUAACAUGAGGACUUACAGCACAUUACAUCCAACGACUGGAAACAUGAACAUCAGAGCCUCCAACUCCACAACAACCACCCCGCAGCAGACCGUCACAACAGUAGGUCAAAUCCAAUCGGGCACCACACCUUCACCAGCUACGGCUGCGGGCGCAGCGAUGCUCAGGAGUCCAGCGUUGGCUCAGCAAGGCCAGCCUCAGCAGACUGGCUCCGCCCCCCUGCAGACCCCUCAGAGAGCAGCAGGUCCGGCCCCCCCGACCCCCGGACAGACGCCUGCCGCCCCCCAGCCCAGCAGACCCCAGCAGGGUCAGGUUAAACUCACCAUGGCUCAACUCUUGCAGCUCACACAGGGCGCUCAGGGGGGGAACCCUGGUCUGACGGUGGUGAUCCAGGGUCAGGGGCAGACCCAGGGUCAGUUACAGAUCCUCCCCCAUGGGGUGACGGUGGUCCCCAGCCCCGGGCAGCAGCUCAUGCAGGCGGCCAUGCCCAACGGCCAGGUGCAGCGGUUCCUCUUCACCCCCGUCCCCCCAUCAUCCUCCCCCUCCUCACCCACUACCACCCCUCAAACGCCGCUUCAAAGCCAAACCAGAGCCCCCGCACAAGUCCAAACCACCCCCUCGUCCCUGACACAAACAAAAAUGGUCGCCCCUCUUCCUGUCCCGACACAAAUGCCGAGUUUGGCUCCCAUGCAGAACAAAAUGGCUUCUCAGAUAUGCUCACCCACUUCCCUCCCCCACCCUAUUCCCUCCCCAGCAAUGACUCAAAUCUCCACCCUCUCUUCGGGGGUUUUCCCUGCACAAACUGCAGUUUCGCUCCCUUUCCCGGGACAAGUUGCACCCCAAAUCCAGACACAUGUUUUAAGCCCCGCCCCUUCUUUAGCCCCGACUUUAAUCAAAACCUCCCCCCAAAUGGCCGUAUCUACAAACUCGCUUCAGAUCCCAGCGUCCGCCUCUCUUCCCUCUCCGGUCAGAGUCCCGACCCCAGCUCUCGCCCCCGUUUCCUCCCCAGUUUUAGGUGUUGUUUCCACACAGAUUUUAGCCCCCUCCCCAGGGGGUCUGACUCAGAUCCAGACCCCCCUUCAUGUACCUCUUCAUGCUGCUGUGGUCACCCCCGUCACCGCCACCGCUACAACACCCUCAGUGCCAGCUCUGGCUGAUCUUAGGACGGCUCAGCACCAGCUCUGGACCCCGACCUUGUCUCAGACCCUGGUCCAUCAGCCUCAGAACCCCCCCGCCCUGCCUCAGCCCCCUCCCCCAGGACUCCCUGCUGUGGUCUCAGUGCAGCAGCUCUCUCAGAUCCCUGUUUCAGCGGUUCAGGUCCACAUGGGCCUCCCUGCUGUCAGACCCUCACAGCCUCAGAUCCAGACUCCUCUCUCCCCCCAGCGCCAGAACCAGAUCCAGAACCAGAUCCGGGCCCAGAUCCAGGUCCAACCGUUCGCCCAAGUGCAACACAUUCAGGCCCAAGCACAAGCCCAGAACCACGGACAGGUCCGGGUUCAGUUCACGCCUCAAACGCAGACACAGAACCUCCAGCCUCAGGUCCAGUUUCAGCCCCAGGUCCAGACCCGGGUCCAGCCUCAGUACCACCCGCAGAUACAGGCUUCGUUUCAACCCCAGGCUCAACAGCAGCAGGUCCAAACUCAGGCCCAGAACCAGCUCCAUCCCCAGGUUCAGAUCCAGUUCCAGCAACAGAGCCAGGUUCAGCAGCAACCCCAGGUCCAAGCUCAAAUCCAAACCCAGUUCCAAGUCCAGCAGCAGCAACAACCCCAGGUCCAAACUCAAAUCCAAACCCAGUUCCAGGUCCAGUCCCCGCAGCAGAACCAGGUCCAGCAGCAGCAGAUUCAGAUCCAAGCCCAACCUCAAGUCCAAGCAAAGCUCCAGGUCCAGUUCCAGCCUCAGAACCAGACCCAGGUGCAGGUCCAGUCCCCCCUCAGGCACCAGCUGAUCACGGUACCGGGCCUCCAGCAGCCGGUGCAGCUCCUCUCCGCUCUCCCUCCCCACGUGGCGGCUCAGAUCCAGGCCCAGAUCCAGAUCCAGGCCCAGCAGCAGGGUGGAGCGGUACCACAGCAGAUCAAACUGCAGCUGCCCAUCCAGAUCCAGCAGCAGCAGCCGACCCAGAACCACCAGAUCCAGAACCUCCAGAUCCAGCAGCAGUCGACCCAGAACCACCAGAUCCAGAACCUCCAGAUCCAGCAGCAGCCAACCCAGAACCACCAGAUUCAGAUCCAGCAGCAGCCGACCCAGAACCACCAGAUUCAGAACCUCCAGAUCCAGCAGCAGCCGACCCAGAACCACCAGAUCCAGAACCACCAGAUCCAGAACUUGGUGACCAUCCAGGCGCCGGCGAGCGUCCAAGAGCUGCUGAAGAUCCAGCAGAAACCAAAGAAGAAGAAACAGCAGGAGGGGAAGCAGAAGGACCAGAACCAGAACCUGCGGGCUGUGAGCCCGGCGGGGGAGGGGGUUCAGAAACAGGCGGUGGUGGUGGUGAAGCAGAGUUCCUCGGCCGAGCAGCUGAAGCAGAAGAAAAGUCUCGCUGCCGCCGAGAGAGAGGAGAACCAGAGGUCUGAGGAGCAACCACAGAAAACACACACACACACACACUCGUCCCACAGCGAGGACAUGUACUUUGUUACACAACAGUUGGACACUAUAGCGAGUAGACUCAAAUAUUAAAUUAGAGGCAAACACAUGGGGAUAGAAAUCAAAUAAGUAUGCAUCAUAUAACAGGAGUGAAGUUGCAGUAACUUUUGACAUUUAGAUCAUACUGACUCAUUUGAAAGGCGAUAGGAUGAAAUCUGUAG